AAUGGAAGGAAUAUUUUAAUACAUUGAAAUAUGGAAUGCACUAUUCAACAGAUGAAAAUAAUAUCUGGCUAAAUGAUUUUCUCUUUAGCCAAAAUUAGUUUCUUUAAGUCGUACAGUGAUAGUUGCCUCAAUAAAUGCACCAUGUAGGCUAUUUGUAUGAACUAUGUGUGACCCCUCCGCUAAAAAAAAACAGCCAAAUUCCUUAAGUGACAUUGCAUUUCUCCUAAUAUUUGGCUACAUGACCAAUUAGUAGCCUUAGCCCAGAUUUAUUACAAUAUGACUUCCUGUUGUUGUAUUCAUGAGGAGCUGAAGUGUACAUCCUUUUAAAUGUUCAGCAUGUUGCACAGCUAAAAGGUCACAGUUGAGAUAAUACGAACACUUUGUGUGAUCUCAGCUGUAGCUAAGAUAACCACAUUUUUAAAAAAAGCAGAUAAAACGUUUUGUCUUUGUUUUGUGUUCAGUGUGAAAGUGAGAUAUUCCUUUAAUACUAGUUACACAGAAUGAUGCACUAAUGCUUCACAUUUCUCAUGUCAAAAUGGUGCAAAACAGGCAUCAGAGCCGAAUAUCAUUUGAAAUAUCAUCCUCUUUACCUCAGUUGCCUGUUUAACCAAAGGACUGAUGGCCGUUUGUGCGUCCAGCUCUCCCUGCUGUUUAAAAAAACCUGCGUUUUCCCAGAGAGGAGGGGCUCCAUUUAAAAUGCAAAUCUUCAAAGAACAAUCUAGUCAUAUGUCAUCUAUUUGCAAUGAGACACCAGCAAUUUGACGCUGCUGUUGGUUAAUCUUUGUGGUGUUUAAAAAUUUCACAGCAGAUAAAAAGGCACGUUUCCAAAAGGAUUGUUCUUUCCGAUAGUUUCAGUGUUACACUGUUAGUUUGUGGCAGUUUGCAAGGUCAACAGAUGACACAUUAUUUUUAUUAUGUGAAUCUCUUCAAGCCUGUUGUAACUGCGUUUGAUUUUUGUUUUAAACCUUGGUAACAUAACAGGUGUUUUAUAGGGUAGUGAGUUAAAGUUUAAUGACUGUGAGAUAGUAACUGUACAUUCUAAGCACCUGGUGAACUGCCUAUGAUCCUUUGACCGGCUCUGAGAGACGUUGGUGAAGCUACACGGUGAACAGCGAGUCACUGAGGCCUGCAAAAAAAUUAAGGCAACUCUUUGCAGUCCAGUCAUUCCUGGACUUAACCAUGGUGAAUAAAACAAUAAUCAUUGCCUUGUCUCUUCUGCUGGUGGCAUCUGCUGCCACAUUUUUGGGUGUUUACUUCGGUGUGGGUGGAAUGAAAGAUCCAGGUGUUUUCUCCACAGCAGCUGUGGCAGCAGAUGCUGGACCAUGUUCAGAGGUCGGCAGAGACAUCCUGAAGCAAGGGGGCUCUGCAGUUGAUGCCUCCAUAGCUGCUUUGUUGUGUGUGGGGCUAAUGAACGCUCACAGUAUGGGCAUCGGAGGAGGACUUUUUCUCACCAUCUAUAACGCAACAACCGGCAAAGUUGAAAUAAUUGAUGCCAGGGAGACGGCACCAAAUAAUGCAACAGAAAACAUGUUUGGGAGCAACACAGAUUUAGCUCAGAAAGGAGGGUUGUCCAUCGCUGUACCAGGGGAGAUUCGAGGAUAUGAGCUGGCACACAAACGGCAUGGCAGAUUACCUUGGCGUGACUUAUUCCAACCAAGCAUUAAGCUGGCACAAGAAGGUUUUCAUUUGGGCAAGGCACUCGCUUCUGCUAUAGCCAGGCACAAAACCACCAUCACCCAGGACCCAGCCCUGUGUGAAGUGUUUUGUGGGAAAAAUAACGACACCUUAAAAGAAAAUGACCACAUAAAGUUUACCAACCUCGCCAAUACCUACAAGAAAAUAGCUGAUGAGGGGCCAGAAGCUUUCUACAGUGGAGACAUAGCUGAGAAUCUUGUGAAGGACAUUCGGGCAGCUGGUGGUAUCAUCACACUGAAGGAUCUGAAGGAUUAUAAGGCUAUUUUAGAUGAAAAACCUGUCCAAGUCAAUAUCGGGGAGUACACCAUGACUGCUCCCAAUGCUCCAGCGAGUGGCCCUGUGCUCGCACUGAUAUUAAACAUCUUGAAAGGUUACAACUUCACCUCAGCUAGUGUGUCAAGCACUGAGAAUAAGAUUAGAACUUACCAUCGCAUUGUGGAGGCCUUUCGUUUUGCAUAUGCAAUGAGGACCAGGCUGGGAGAUCCAGCUUUCCUCAACAUUUCUUAUCUCAUCAAGAAUAUGACUUCUAGUUCCUUUGCCACCUACCUCCGUGACAAGAUUACAGAUGACACCACACAUAAUAUGAGCUACUACAACCCAGAGUUCUACAUACCUGGAAACCAUGGGACCUCCCACAUCUCAGUCAUAGAUAAGGAUGGAAACGCCGUGGCAGCUACCAGCACCAUCAACAACUAUUUUGGAUCCAAAGUCAUGUCGAAAUCAACAGGGAUAAUUCUCAACAAUGAGAUGGAUGACUUCAGCUCCCCCAACAUCACCAAUAGCUAUGGACUCCCUCCAUCACUCAACAACUUUAUCAAACCAGGGAAAAGGCCAAUGUCCUCUAUGUGCCCCACUAUUCUUUUUGACAAAAAUAACAAAGUUAAAAUGGUGGUUGGUGCCUCAGGAGGAACAAAAAUAACUACUUCAACUACUCUGGUGAUUCUGAAUGCACUGUUUUUCAACUAUGAUGUGAAGAAAGCUGUGGUAGAUCCAAGACUCCACAACCAGCUGGCUCCAAAUGCCACUGUAGCUGAGCCAAACUUUGACAGUGAAACACUGGACGGUUUGGCAAAGAAGAACCAUGUGAUAGAGUACCUCGAUUCCAUAGGGGCUGUGGUGCAGGCGGUGGUCCGUCACAACGAUGGACUCCAUGCUCAGUCAGACCCGAGGAAGUGGGGGUAUGCCGCUGGAUACUGAGAUCACAACAGCGCCACUGGUUAUACAGAAAGACUGUGAUUGUGUGACCUUUGACCGCUGUGCUAUUAGUCUAAAGAACAGUGGCUCCAUAUUGACCCAAGAACGACCAGUAGCUGUUACACAGCCUAUGAAUCAGAUCAUUCAUGGUGUUGACCAUGACAGCAAAGUGCCUCAGUCAACAAUUGUCACUUCUGUUCUAUUUAUAUGUCAUCUUAAUUUUGUGAAGUAUUUAAAAAAUGAGUGAUAUUACAGGAACCAACAUUCAGAUAUGAAGUUGCUGAUAUUAUUAUCAGGCCUCAGUUGUGAAAUGUUUUUUUGUUUGGUUUUGUUUUUUUAGAUUCUUCAUUAUUUUUUUCAUUUUGAAGGCAUUAAGAACAAACAUUAUGAUUCCAAGUGCUGGAAAAUCUGAAGUUUGAAUUUUGACAUAAAGCUAUAAAGUGGUCAA
This is a messenger RNA of Thalassophryne amazonica, 3337 nucleotides long. RefSeq names its product glutathione hydrolase 1 proenzyme-like. Gene Ontology annotation, biological process: regulation of inflammatory response; peptide modification; glutathione catabolic process. The transcript is spliced from 13 exons. NCBI's taxonomy places the organism in Eukaryota, Metazoa, Chordata, Actinopteri, Batrachoidiformes, Batrachoididae. Gene Ontology annotation, molecular function: glutathione gamma-glutamate hydrolase. The record is from RefSeq and is a predicted model, not a curated record. Bases 1180 to 2892 code for a protein of 570 amino acids. Gene Ontology annotation, cellular component: plasma membrane.